CCUAUUCGCACAUGUAUCGUACAACGUUUUACAGUACAUAUGGCCCUUUAAAUGUUCGACACAGUAACGUAAUAUGCUAAUUUUCGCACUAGUGCGGUAAAGUAGCACCAUAUGUACUGUAAAAGUAUUUUAACGUCUAUAUUUACCGUUUUUAUAACCAGUUUAAUUUUGCAUAUAUUUUAGUUGGCACUUUUUUAAAACAUUUAUUGAACUAUAUCUAAUGUUUACCAUGCUGGUACGAAACAGUUGCUUAUAAUUUAAUGUGCAGAGUUGAUCCACGUCUCCUGAAACAGCCUGUAUAUAUUUGUGCACGCAAGAUGCACUACGAGAAAUAAAUACUUAGAUUUUUAAAGUCCGAAUAUGGCUACUUAUAACAUUCAAACCAGUCUCUUGCGCAGAAACCUGAUCCAAGACGCGCUUCUCGUGUUUAUGACAAAACAAAACAGUUUGACUAUGCCUUUAAAGGCAGACACUUGUUUAUCAUAGAUCUCCGUCUAUUUUUAAAAACCUUAUUACGGCCAGUGAAUUAGAAAAAAACUUGGAGCGCGGGAAAGAAUUUAAAUUUCGAAUUUAGUGUUCCAUUUUACGUAACGUUUAGUUCAGUGGUUGUGUCCGUUUUUAAGAACGAUGAGAAUGUUUAUUAAAGUUGUGUUACCUUUAAUAGGUGUAACGUUGGGUUUUUACUGCAUAACAGGUUCCACUGGCCUGUACAUCUCAAACCUGUCACAAGCUUGCUACCGCUGCCUGUGCCACGUCGCUACAGGCUGCGAUGUGUCUCACGGUUGUACGGGAGGAUACUGCGGGCCUUUCAACAUCUCCAGGGUUUACUGGAUAGACGCUGGGAAGGUUGUGUUCCCUGAGGAUGAUCCUGAGAGGAACCACGCUUGGGAAGACUGCGCGAGAAGCUAUCACUGCGCUUCAAGGAUCGUCGAAGGCUAUUUGCAGAAAUUUGGAAAGGAUUGUAACAGCGACGGCGUAACGAACUGCUUCGAUUACAUGAUGAUCAACGGUAAUGGCGGAUAUGGCUGCACGGCACCGCUCAACCGUUCGGCCAGCGGACGGCGAUGGCUGCAGAGAUUCGAAGAUUGCGCACUCAGUUUAUAAAAUAUGAUUUUGUUCCAUCCGAGCCCUUCAUCAGCAGCUGACAGCCCAACGGCACGCCACACACGCCAGCUUAGCUACCGGGCAGGUCUUUGGUGGCUAGGACUUUGGAGCAGGCUACUCAUCACCCGACUCAUGGAGAAGGUCUAAAAAACUCUCGAGUAGGCGAAACGCGUAACGCGUAACAAAAGAUCCCAAUAAGUCGAAGUGUAUCGUCUGCAAGGGCUCCCGUAAUUAUAAGAUAAGCUUCCACUCACUUUCACUGCGGUUCUGAAACCCGGAAAACUGUUCCACAGUGGAAAGAUGCCAUACUUGUGAUUGGACAUGAAAAUUGUCUUUUUUUCAAAGAUAACUUUUUAUUUUCCUAACAAGAAUGUAUGAUUAGCCAGGGCCUUGGGAAUACACUGAGAACAAUUGCUCUCAAAUUUUACGAUUUUUUAUCAACACUGUAAAAGUUAUCAUGGCGUCGUUCUAUGGAACUAUGGCACUAUGGUGCGCUUAUUUAAUUUAAUUUAAUUUAAUUUAAUUUAUUUAACAUUAAAACGGUAUCACUGAGCUACGGGUUGGAUAAACGCUGACAGCAAGAGCACACAUCUGACGCUCCAUCGGCCACAAAAUGACGAAGAAUGACAUUGUAUGAAAUCUAAAAUCAACAAUAAUCGUUCUUUCACCGGUCUCCCUCAUUGAAGUCGGUUUUUUUUCUUUAAAAUUAUUAAAAUUUCCCGCCUUCUUUUACUAACAAAGGGGGUGUGUCAGAGUAUAGAUCUAUUCAUAUUAUAUUUUGGAACGAACUAAAUAUAACGGACCGUUUUUGUACAUCAAAUCACGAUUGAAGUAAAGGUUUUUAUAAAUAAUAAUUUAAAAAGCCUGCUAACGAGUAACUUUAUGGUAACAUGCAUAAAACAUCCUGUAAAAUUAAAUAAGAGUGACGUGUCGAA
Molecule: messenger RNA, 2039 nt
Organism: Cydia pomonella (codling moth)
Lineage: Eukaryota; Metazoa; Arthropoda; Insecta; Lepidoptera; Tortricidae
Product: lysozyme-like
Exons: 4
Coding region: 628-1104 (158 amino acids)
Molecular function (GO): lysozyme activity
Source: RefSeq, a predicted model, not a curated record